AUGACUUCAUUGAAUUGUACAAGUGCUACUUGUUUUGAUGAAACAGUGAAAACAAGUUGUGUCACUGUUCGAACUUAUCUUGGUAGACUUAUUCUUCGUACUCAUCAUGAAGAUGAUACUGCCAGUCUUGCAUCGAUUUACUCGGAUCCAUUCUCAAGAAAACAUCUGCCUUUUCUUCAACCACCCAAUGGAUGGGGAGAUGAUGAAAAACGAAAUGAAAAUAAACAAUGGACUGAACAGGAUUUUGCUGAUCGAGUUAAAGUACAAAGUGAAAACCGAGCAAAUGGAAAAAGUUGUGUUUUCAAUAUUAUUUUAUUAUCAUCAGCAUCGAAUGAGAAAAAUGAUCGAUGUAUUGGAACAACAGGCUUUGUUACAAUUGAUGGUGAUAAUGGAUACUUAGGAAUAAUUACAGAUAAAAAUACAACUCGAAUGGGAUAUGCAACAGAGGCUCUUUAUACUUCAAUUGUUUUUGCAUUUGAAAAACUUGCUGUCAACAAUAUUAUUAUGCAAACAGAUGAAAAAAAUCAAGAAAUGAGAGGAUGGUGUGAGAAUACGGCGGGAUUAAAAUUACAUUCUAAGAAACCUAUGGAAAUCAAUGGUCAUACAUUUACAGAAUGUCAAUACAAAUUCAAUGUCGAUGAAUGGAACAAUUCAAUUAAGAAUAAAUUAGAAACUAAGAUGAAUUAUAUUAAAAUAAAUAAAAUGCUUUCGUGA
This is a messenger RNA of Rotaria sp. Silwood2, 714 nucleotides long. Lineage: Eukaryota; Metazoa; Rotifera; Eurotatoria; Philodinida; Philodinidae. The record is from the annotation of a GenBank genome assembly.